GUCAACACAAAAAGCGGAUGAUGCUGUUAUGUAAAAACAUGCCAAAGUGAGCCGUAGUUUGCAGGAUUUCUGCGGAGUGCCGAGUGCGCCUCGCUCCGUCUUAUUAACCUCUGCUUUAGUUCUAAGUUUACCGAGUGGCGAUUUUUACGCGUAGAGCGUGGAGCGGCGCAGAUCGGAGCAGGAGAGAGGAGAAGAAGAAGAAAAAAGGCUUCAGCCGAUCAACUCAACAUGAGUCGCCCUCCGCACGGUUUUCCUCCUUCACUUGCGGGAAGCGUACACCUGACGCAUCACUCUCUCUUGCCGUGGAACUGAUCUUCCUCUCCAACAUAUCGACUCCCACUGGGUUAUUUUCCACUUUGCGAAACGAGAGCCAUAUGGACCCAGAUGAUGAUCCAUGAUGAUAUCCACUGAAAGCCCAGUCUGAGCUGAAACCCUCCACCAAUCAGAAACCCGUGGAUGAAGACAGUUUAGUGAAUCUGCUCCCAGACGCUGAGAAUAUGGUGAAAGCUCAGCGGUGCCAGACGGCGAAAUGCGGGAAGCCCAAGAAGGAAAGGGGAAGUAAGGAAAAGCAGGAUGGUGUGAAGAAAGGGAGAGGGGGGGUGAUUGAGCUGAAGAGGAAGAAAAAGAGGGACAAGAAAGACUUGCACCGAAAUAAAAAGAAGAAACUAGCCGUGAGUGAUGGAGAUGCGUUGGACUGUUGCGUGUUGCUCACCCGUCUGGAGGAGAAAGGAGCUGCUGGUAAAGAGAAGAAUGCACUAAAAGCUGGGAAGAAAAGGAGUGUAAAAGUUAAAAAGAAGGAACACUCCAUCCAAAGAGGGACCAAACAUAGACUCAAGAAAACCUCUGCCGCUAAUCAGCAAGCACUGGAACCAAAAAGCAACCAAUCUGACGCCUUACUCAUGAUGCCCUCAGCUAUGUUUGAGCCCCGCAGAAGGAGAAUGGCUUCUCUUAAUGCUGAGGCUGUCAACAGCUUGCUGCUCUACAAAGACGACUCACUCAUGGCGAAUAACGCAAAGAAAUGUCAGCCAUCCAACGAAGAGCCAGCGAAAGAGCUCACUAAAACCGAACACGGAGAUCAGAAAACCAAAAAAGGUUCUUUGGAAGGGAAAGCAGUUCAAAAAGAGAGACCGAAAAAACAAAAGCGUUCCACAGCUGAGGCUCAGAACAUCGACUGGUUGAGUUUGCUUGCACCGACACCUCGGCGUCAAGCAGGCCUCACCGCUGCAACGCUGCUCAAACUCACCAGUGCCCCGUAUGGGGCCAAACGGCAAAGGAAGGUGGAGUCCAAGCCAGGGAGUAGAAGUGAAGCUGCAGCUACGACUCAGGAUGGAAUGAGUGGUAAGCCUGUGUGCAAAGGAACAACACACACCAAACGAAGAACACAUCCCAAACACGAGGGGCAACUAAAGCACAGAAAACAGGGCACAGAAGAUCCAGUCCAUUCCCAGGUGAGCCCCGCCAUCCAGGAAUGCUGCAGUUUGUGUAAGACGGAGACUUUGGAUCCGGAGUGGAAGGGUGCCACAGGGGGGCAGGAGUGUGUCAAGCAUCCUCUCCACUGUGGCUCUUCUCUGGGAUUCUCCUUAAAAACAAUCAAAGAGGAGCAGGUGGAGACGGAGGUGUCUUCCUGUUACUGCUGCUCCCAGGAGAGAUGUGUCGAGUACUUUCACAGGCUGGCCCUCUUCCUGGAUGACAAAACCUUCAAGGAACCAGAGGACGGCUCACUGUCUGAGGUGUUCCACCACCACCAUCAUCAUCACCACCACCAUCACCACCACCAUUCUGUCGGCCACCCGGCAGCCAUAACCAUCAGCCCGCACACGUACACCUGUUUUCCAGGCUACUAUGUCCAUUUCAGCCACCCGGACAACUCCGCCUCCACCAUAUCACCCCUCGCUUUAUGCCCAAGCGGCAGCAAGAGGCCGAAGCUGCUCCCCAGCACGGGUCCCCAACCCUCAGGGAUUAGCCAUCCAGUGUACUGCUGCACCUCAGUGAAACCGUGCUACGGAGAGCCCUGCAGGAUCACCGGCUACUCUGCUUACACCAGUGUGAUUCCAGCAAUUAACAGAGGAGCGUGCUCCUCUGGCCCCACAGACUGCAUCAAAUGUAACCACAGCGUAAAAAGAGAUGACUACCCAGCAACCAUCAAUGACCACCACAGCCCCUCCUCUAUCCCCAUUUGUCCCAGCCCUCGAAUCCUUACUGGCUGCCCCGUUCCCACUGUGCCUCCAGCCGGCCAAUCAGUGCCCCACAUCCAGACUCCGCUGUCUGACCCCAGCCAACCGCAGCCUCCGCUGAAGGUGGCAAAGGAGUGUCCACAGAGUGCCAAGCAGCCCAGCGGGUCAAGGUCUGGCGCGCGCAGCACCGGCAGCAUCAGCUCGGCUGUCUGCCCUCUCAACAGGAACAAGAAACAGAAGCUCAGCUGUGCCAGCGACGGAGGGCAAACGGUUGCCAAGCAGCCGAAGAAUGGCCGCCAAAAAUCCACCAACGGCUGGAGGCCAUUUGGCCUGUCCUUUGAGAAGGAGGUUUUCUCUGUGGGAGAGGACACUCUGGUGCUGAGGAAGUGCUUUGAGGGAGUCCACAGGGACGGGGAGCUGAUUAGAGUCAGAGACACUGUUCUGCUGAAAUCUGGACCUAGAAAAAAGUCUCUGCCUUACGUGGCUAAGGUCUCAGCUCUGUGGGAAGAGCCAGAGUCAGGAGAGCUGAUGAUGAGUUUGUUUUGGUACUACCGUCCAGAACACACACAGGGAGGACGCAACCCCAGCGUACAUUGUGAGAAUGAGGUCUUUGCAUCCCGUCACCAGGAUGUGAACAGUGUGGCCUGUAUUGAAGACAAAUGCUAUGUCCUAACAUUGGCACAGUAUUGUCGAUUUUGUGCCUUGGUAAAACGCCGUAGAGAAGGCGUCAGCGACAGCGCCGCCUCCCUCGUGGUGCCCCCUGUUGUUGGAAACGCCAUGCCCACCCACCACUGUGUGCCCGAUGACACUGACCCAGAGCUGGUGUUUUUCUGUCGACACGUCUACGACUUCCGCUACGGACGCCUCCUCAAGAACCUGCAGUAGUAUCUGACGAGGCAUGACAUCACAUUACACCCCGGUUUCAUCUGCCACAGAUUCUCACUGGCUGCCUCCGUGAGAGAGGAACUGGAGUUUCGGACGACGGCUUGACAGCUUAUUUUCUUUUCAGUCUCUCAUUCAUGCUUACAUGUCACGCAUUUAUUAAGUAAACUAAUGGUCUGACGUAAUAUAUAAGAGUUGUUAUGGCAGUGUAAAUCUUUUUCUUUGAUCAUACAUGGCUCUCUGGUGUUGUAGCAGCUGUGUGAAGAACCUGGAACGUACUCUGCUGUAGAAAAUGCUACUGUAGCUCUUAGAAAUGUGAAAUUUGAUUAGAUUGCCGAGAACUCGAUGUUUCAUGUGAAUAAUGCUACUAUCUGCCUGACAGACAACAGAUAACACAAAGUAUCUUGAUACGCCAUAGAUGAUGAAAAUAUGUGGCAUAUUGUGCCACACCGGAUGGUGCAGCUGAAGACUUAAUCGCAUCUUUUUUUCACUCAGUUUAUUUCUGCUGCUUUGAGCUGCACUGAGUCCAUUUGAUAGUGAAAACGUGGCGUUUUCUACUGACACGGCAUAUAGAAAUCUUACUGUAAUGCAGCUGUGUUCAUGCUGUUCUGAGAAAUUGUGAUAGUCUGGGAAAUGUGCUUGCUUGUGAUAAAUAAGAAGGAAUCAGUUUCAUGUCUGUUUAAUCAAAAUGAAAUAAUCACCAGCAGCUGGUUAGUAUAGCUUAGCAUAAAGUCUAAGUUUGACUCUCGGGGCAAUGGUCGAUGUAAUUAGCAGCUGUCAAGGGCAAGAACGCCUGUUCUGUCAGAGUGUUAUCGACUGCAUGUGACUGCAGAUCAGUUUUAAAGAAGCUAGGUGUGUUUCAGUAAAUCAGCAAUCCCUAUUUUUCCCCCUCUAAAUGCAUGCUGUCGAAGCAUGCUCAAACAUGAUUGGUUGAUAGAACGUGGUCUACAAGCAGACUACAAAUAUCUGCAUACAUAUCUUUUUGGAGCGAUUGUGCUAAGCUUAGCUUAAUUAGCUGCUGGCUCCAGCUGUGUGCUUACAACGUAUACAGAGAGUGUUCUCAUCUAAAUCUCAGCAAGCAAGCAUGUAAGGAGGUUUCCCAAAUAUUAAAAUUGACAUUUUUGUCUAAUGGUGAUUGAUUUUGGAGAGCUUUGCAGCGCGCCCCAAAGAUAGCCAUGAAAGACAUUCUCAGUCAAACGGUUUGAUUGAAUCUAAUUAGCAGUGAAAAAGUAUAACAAGAGCAAGCAAUUAAAGGUUUUUUUGGCUUCUUCUCUACUUAAGUUUUGAGAGAGAUGCAGGUUUUAUUCCGUAUCUGUGUCUGUAGGGAAGACUUUCACACGGGCAUGCUAACCGCUAAAAGACAGCGAGAGUUUAGUUUGCUUGCUUUCACAUUGCGAGGAUCAGCCGAGCAUUGAAGGGGAUUUUUGUUAUGCCAAUGCCGAGGAAUAUUUAACUUUUUCAAAGCUGUUUACCAGAGGUGUGAUUUGACUCCGGUGUCAGCGUACUGUAUAUUUGCAUUUAAAUAUCUGGAUGGGUGUCUGUUAGUGGCAGAUGGCAUCAGUUAGUCACGUAUAUUCUUGUUUCUUCACUGAUGAGCUGGUGAAUAAUGUAGUCAGUGUAGCAUUUAGAUCUGUGAUGAUGAUUCGUUCCUAUGUUUAAGAAAAGAUAUGUAUUUAUUUCUGUACUGAGAAAAUCUAUAAUUUAUUUUCAAAAGAUCAUUUUAAAGAGUUUUAGAUGAGUGGCUUGCAUUCCUGAUUAGAAAGGAGGCUGAAGAUGUCUCUCUGUAGCUGCACUGUCUAAGUGUGAUAGUCUUUGCAGCGGUAUUUCUGUGUUUCAGCUCGCUUACCCAAUACAAGCUCGUGCAAUUUUGCUUUGAGACACUGAAGUAGGCAAUAGGCAGAUUUGAGGACACAUAUGGAGUAUUUGGAAGGAUCUCAGAUGCGGUUUGAAGGACAUGCGCUAACAUGUGACCAGAGAUGCUAAACCUUGCAGGACCAAAAUGUACCCUGGCCUUUUCCAGUUUCCUGUCAUCCUCCUUUUCAUUUCCCCUGAGAUGGUGAAGCUUUGCCUCUUCACCUUUAAAUGCCGAUUGCUUCACUGAUUUUAACUUACCAUUAGCCUGUGCCCUGGAUCUUUGCUGCCUUAUAGAACAUUCCCAGCCUUUUAUUUAGUAACGUGUAUUGAUCUCAGUCUGGAGUUAUGAAGCUUGUAAGUGCGCUGAUCUUGAUUCCUAGAUGCUUGACAUGUAUUUCAGUGUUACCUGUGAUCUUAUGUGACCUGAAAGUCCAUCUUAAUCAACGUUUUUAUUGAGAGUGAUGUUUGGUAUCAAACUACUUAACUAGUUGAGAGUAGAUGAGGAUUUUUUUUUUCUUUUUUCUUUUUUGGAGAAACUAACUUUUUACAGAGUGUGAUAUGACAAUACUGACAAUGCUUUCAUAUCAGUACUUUAAAUAUAAAGCAGAAGCUAGUUAGCUUAGCGAUCUAUAAUGCUUGGAAGUGGGAGCGGGCGGUAGAAAGCCAGAUGCACCCUUAUCAUCUGUGAGCAUAAUAGGUAACAUUGUGUAUGUAAUUUGUUUAGUCUGUAUAAAUCAAAGUGUUAUAACAAAUUUCUUGUUAGCAAAUUUUGUGUUGUUUUUGGUUUUAUGCUAGGCUAAGCUAAGCUAAGCUAACCAGCUGGUUACGGAUUCAUUUCUUACAUGCAGACCUUAGAGCAUUCUGCCAUUGAAAAAAAAAUUUUUUUUGCCAUCCAUAAGUCACAAUUUGGGGUUAUUAUGCCAAAAUUUCAA
Molecule: messenger RNA, 5842 nt
Organism: Neolamprologus brichardi
Lineage: Eukaryota; Metazoa; Chordata; Actinopteri; Cichliformes; Cichlidae
Source: RefSeq, a predicted model, not a curated record